Messenger RNA from Porites evermanni, 1435 nucleotides. The record is from the annotation of a GenBank genome assembly. NCBI's taxonomy places the organism in Eukaryota, Metazoa, Cnidaria, Anthozoa, Scleractinia, Poritidae.
GAACCUUCGCUGCCGCUUGUCUGUGGUAAACGAAACACCAGCUACGUCGUAAGAGGGAACAUCAGCUCCCCUCGCGCCUGGCCGUGGCAGACUGGAAUCAAGCUGUCCAAUGACAAGAUACUAUGCGGGGGAUCUUUGAUCAAUAAAAAAUGGGUGCUGACCGCAGCACAUUGUGUUUAUGGGCUGUUCAGAGGACUUACGGUUGACGCUACAGGAUGCGUAGUUCCUCGCAAGCAAGUCACUUUGAUAUUUGGGGAGUUUGAUGCCAGAAACAUUGAUGGGUACGAGGUCCACAAAAGUAAGUUGUAUACUUUUAACACCACCGUUAUAUCUGUGGCGGAACUUUUCACACCUUCCGCUUAGUUCAACUUUCCACUCCACACCUCCCCUCAUUUUCAUGCAUUCCAAGUUACGUCCAUUUUUGAAAGUUUUACCGCUUUUAAAUGCUGACGAUUCAUCGUGACUUCAUUGGGUAAAUUUGCCUUCGAUCUUACUCACAGGAGCGGUAUGAACAAAUUGAAUUCAAAAGUUGAAAGAGCUGCCGGUUAACUUCAGUUAUCUGUGUACUUUGUAGCGGUAUGUCACCAUAUUAAGGACAUAUCAGAAAUGAAAACCUGCAUAAUUAAUUACUGGUAAAUACUACCUUACAUUCUUUGUCCACUUUUUGGUUUUUUAAAACAGACUUUUUUCAAAAGUAUUGAUUUAACGGGCACAAUUUUCAAGGAUAGCUUAUUGUGCCAUGUUUUCUCGCUGCCCCUUUUAAGCCUUUUUCACUGCCUCUUUGCUUGCUAGUUUUAUACCUUGAUCACACUAGUGAUGUGCGUGCGCUGAUAAGCAAAACUGAAUUGCAAACAGCGUCCGCGAUCGCUCUUGACGGUUAAAUGUAAUAACGUAUUAUUUUUAGGGUUAUUACGUGAUAGCCUCUGUGUUUUUUACAGACAUUUCCAAGAUCUGUCCACACUCGAAUUACAACCACGUGACUCUGGAUUACGAUAUAGCGCUUCUUCUCUUGGAGUCUCCACUACUCGCCUUUAACGACACAAUGAGUCCCGUAUGUCUUCCAACGAGUCUAACCAGUUUUCCAUCCGGGACCUACUGCUGGGUAACCGGUUUCAGCAAGAAGAGACGCACCAGACGAGACACCAAUCUGCUACGUCAAGCCGAACUACCCCUGCAACCGCUGAGCUAUUGCAGGCAGCAAUAUCCAUUCUACACUAUAACCUCUCGCAUGCUCUGCGCUGGGUUUGAGGACGGGGGGAUUGACAGUUGCCAAGGAGACAGCGGGGGCCCGCUUGUUUGCCAAGAAAUUGAGAGCGGAAAAUUUGUGCAAGUGGGCGUGGUCAGUUGGGCUAGCGCAUGCGCACAGCCUGGGCAACCAGGGGUGUAUACUGACGUGAAAUAUCUUCUUCCUUGGAUUCAUAAGAUCAUACGUUAA